AUGGGCGACACAGCAGCUGUUUGUGGCGUGAGGGCAGAAAUACUCCAUACCGAUGAUAUUGCCUCCUGGAAGGUCGCAUCGGAGCUGUCUUCGAGAAGCGCUAAACGGAGGAAAACUGAAGAUGCUGGUGCGAAAUCUGAACCGGGCCCGGUUAUAGAUAAUGAAGAUGACGAUUCGGAUAUCCAGUCAUUCAAUUUACUUGUUCCCAACUUGUCAUUAAGCACCGGUUGUUCACCCAGCAUAUUUGCCAGUGCUCCACCUACAGCUCUGGCGCAGUCUCUAUCCCAUCAACUUCUUUCUCUUCUUCACAGCUCGAAUCUGAUUCGUGCUGAAGAUCUACGGAUAUGGUAUACCCCAGAUCCAGCCAAGGCAUCCGAGACCACCAAUGAGGAUAUCGAGAUGGAUGAUGGGAAUGAUAAUUCGACCCAAACAACAGCCAAGGACCCAGAAGUUAAAGCUUUUUGGACUCUAUAUAUUGAUGUCUUGAUGGUUUCACUUGCAGGAAACCCGUUUGAUGUAGCGUGGGCAGCAAUAGUGGCUGCACUAAAAAACACCAAACUGCCCAAGGCAUGGUGGGAUUUAGAGAGCGAGAGAGUACUAUGCUCUAAUAGAGUUUCUGAAGCCAAAGCCUUACGACUACGUGGUAUGCCGAUUUCGAGCUCAUUCUGCGUUUUUGAGGCUCAUGGAAUGGACGAUUGGAGGCGGGUAUUUCUUCCGUUUGACCAACAAAAGGGGAAAGGGAAGAAAUUGGACGGCUCGGUUUCUAAUGAUGCGGAUGAAGCUUAUGAUAAAUGGAUAUUAGCGGAUCCUGAUGCGUUUGAAGAGUCUUUAUGCCCAGAACGUAUCUGUGUUGUUGUGGAUCUCACCUCGUCAAACUCCGUCGCUAAAAUAGUGCGUCUGGAGAAAAAUGGUGGAUUUUAUGUGGGCAAAGAAGAAAUAAAAGAUAUCGUCAGCUUAGCCACCUCGAGGUGGAAUGAAUUAAAGAUGGUGUUAGAAGGCUGA
Molecule: messenger RNA, 1002 nt
Organism: Trichophyton benhamiae CBS 112371
Lineage: Eukaryota; Fungi; Ascomycota; Eurotiomycetes; Onygenales; Arthrodermataceae
Exons: 1
Coding region: 1-1002 (333 amino acids)
Biological process (GO): nuclear mRNA surveillance; U5 snRNA 3'-end processing; U1 snRNA 3'-end processing
Cellular component (GO): cytoplasmic exosome (RNase complex); nuclear exosome (RNase complex)
Source: RefSeq, a predicted model, not a curated record